ACACAUGCAUUUUCUGUUAACAUGCCUCAGUCCCAUUGGAUUUUUUUCCCAAUGGGUUCACGCCAGCACAACUACAGAUAGUCCCUUUCAGUCGCUCCAUAAUUUAUUGUCAUUUCACGACGCGCUUUAUUCUAAUUGAUUGAUCGUCAGGCUGUGUUUUUAUAUAUUUAUUUCUGUUGUUUAUGAUAUGAUUGGCAUUAACAUAACUUUAGGGGAAAAUAAACAGACAUUCGGUGGGUUUCUUGAACGAGAAUUCAUCUAAUUUUUUGAGAUUGAUUGAAUUCACGAGAGACUGAUUUGAAUUGGAUUUUUUAUACACAUAUUACGCAGCGUUUUUAUUUUUUCAUUAUUUUUUUUUGUCGACAUUUUUGAAUUUUCUUUCUGUCUCUUCUGUGCAUUUAUACUUCAAAUUUUGAAUUUUGAGUACUGGGUUGAAGUUUUCAAAAUUGAAAUUAAAAUUUAGGGUUCUGCACGUGUUCAAAGAAUUCGUGGUCAAGGUAAUAUGAAAUGAAAAUUCCGGGAUUUGUCAAUUUUCUUGGUAUUUAAUAGAGAAUGAAGGCUUGCUGCAGCUCUUGUACGCAUUGAUGGUGGGGUGUUGAUUGAGAAUUUAGAGAAUUAUGGUUUACUCAUAGUGGAUUUCAAUGAAUUUGGGACUUUGAGCAAGAAUUUGUGGGGGUUGCAUUUCGUUGGAAGAUAAUUGAUUGAUCCUGUUUGGAGUUGAUUUCUGUUAUUAUCUAAAGUGGCAUUGGGGAUCGGAAAUGGAUAUGAUAUCAAUAAGCGAAUGAAAAUAUCAGAAUGAGAGGUAAGGGAGGGUUGUUAAGGCCAUGGAUGCCUCAGAUAGUAAUACAUUCUCUGAUGUAGUGAGCUUGUUAAAAUCUUGGAUUCCUUGGCGGUCCGAGCCAACUAAUGUGUCAAGGGACUUUUGGAUGCCCGACCAGAGCUGCAGGGUAUGCUACGAUUGUGAUUCACAAUUCACUUUGUUAAACCGCAGGCAUCACUGUCGACUUUGCGGUAGAGUUUUCUGUGCCAAGUGUACAUCAAACUGGGUUUCUGCACCAUCUAGCGACCAAAAUAGGCAGCAGGAAGAUUGGGAUAAGAUCAGGGCCUGUAAUUACUGCUUCAAGCAAUGGGAACAGGGUUUAACAUCGACUGUUAAUAAUGGGAUCCAGGUUGACAACCUAGAUCUCAGCAGUACUUCGUCAUCAGUGACCAGCUUCAUCAGCAUCAAGUCUGGCGGAACCUGUGACAGUAGUAGCAUUACCUUUGCAUCAGUGCCACAGUCUGCUGGACUUACCCCACAUCAUUCAGCAAUAAUGGAAAAGACUCAAGCCCUUUCAUUCGCAACGAACAAUAGUCAUUCUGCAGAAACAGGGGAACCGAAUAGUUCUGUGAAUGAAUUUGAAUUUUGCGUAAACAGUGAAAUGGCUGCCAAAGAAAUUGGUUUGCAAAACUCUUUUCAGGAAGUCUGGAAUGAUGCUAGGUAUUAUACAGCACAUAGGAUGUUAUUCUCCAAGAGUGAUGAUGAUGAUGAAGAUUUUGGAAUCUAUCAUUUAGAUAAUGAAACAAGGCAUUUUCCUCCAGUCGAUGGCUGCUACAAUCAUAUUCAGUUCGACGAUAUUGAAAGCGAUUAUGUAUCACGUAAAGUGCAUCCGGAUAGAGAUGCCGUUGAUCCAAAUGUUACUAGCAGCUCUUCAUUACACAAUAGUUUUGGUCCCCAGACUCCCGAAGAAGGCCAGCACAUUCUUGAAAAAGAAGGUGAACAUGAGAUUGGUGAUGAAUGUGAAGCACCUUCAUUCCAUGGUAAUGCUAACACUGUUGAAGAUGUUGAUACUGAACCUGUGGACUUUGAAAACAAUGGACUUCUCUGGCUCCCUCCUGAACCAGAAGAUGAAGAAGAUGACAGGGAAACAUUCUUGUUUGAUGAUGAGGAAGAUGCUGACGCUACUGGAGAGUGGGGAUGUUUACGCACUUCAAGUAGCUUUGGGAGUGGGGAGUACCAAAGUAAGAACAAAUCAAAUGAGAAAAAGGGUAUGAAGAAUGUCGUUGACGGCCAUUUUAGGACUUUAGUUUCUCAGCUCUUGCAGGUGGAGAACCUUGCUUCAGGGGAGGAAGAUGACAAAGAUAGUUGGUUAGAAAUAAUUACAUCAUUGUCAUGGGAAGCUGCUACAUUAUUAAAGCCAGAUACAAGCAAGGGUGGGCAAAUGGACCCGGGAGGAUAUGUGAAGGUAAAAUGUUUAGCUUCUGGGCAUCGCAGCGAGAGUAUGGUGGUCAAAGGAGUUGUUUGCAAAAAGAAUGUGGCUCAUCGCCGGAUGGCAUCAAAAAUGGAGAAGCCUCGUUUGAUGAUCCUUGGAGGGGCUCUUGAAUAUCAGCGGGUUUCGAACCUUCUUUCAAGCGUUGAUACCCUGUUGCAGCAGGAAAUGGAUCAUCUUAAGAUGGCUGUUGCAAAAAUAAAUUCACGCCAACCUGAUAUUCUUCUGGUGGAGAAAUCUGUUUCACGAUUUGCACAAGAGUACCUUCUUGCAAAAGAUAUAUCACUGGUUCUAAAUAUCAAAAGGCCACUUUUGGAGCGCAUAGCCCGUUGUACAGGUGGUGACAUAAUUCCUUCAAUUGACCACCUCUCAUCCCAGAAGUUGGGAUACUGUGACAAGUUCCAUGUUGAGAGGUUUUUAGAAGAGCAUGGAACAGCUGAGCAGGGGGGAAAGAAGCUGAUGAAAACACUAAUGUAUUUUGAAGGUUGUCCAAAGCCACUGGGAUACACAAUAUUACUACGAGGAGCUAAUGGGAACGAGUUGAAGAAAGUGAAGCAUGUGGUACAGUAUGGAGUUUUUGCAGCAUAUCACCUAGCUUUAGAAACAUCUUUUCUUGCUGAUGAAGGAGCCUCUCUGCCUGAAAUACCAUUAAACUCUACAAUAACAGUGGCACUUCCAGAUAAACCAUCAAGUACUGACAGGUCAAUCUCGACGAUACUUGGUUUUACCGCCACUGCCAAUGAAAUGGGACCUCAAUACGCUGGUAAACCUCAAAAGUCAAAUUAUGUUCAUACUUCAGAUCUGGGAAAGGUCACAGGUGUUGUGAUUCAGAAAAAAGAAGUGCCAGAGACUACUAGCGCCCCUAUUGCUACAAGCUCUCACAUCACCAAAUCCUUAGUCUCAUCGUCUGGUGAUGCGUCACAAGAAAGAUGUCUAUCAGAUUUGACAGAAUAUUCAGGUAGGAGAAAUUCUGUAGCAGACAACAUCCUGGCUGACACACAAAAUAGUCUCAUGGCUAAUGAUUUUGGGGAUUUCAAUGUCAACAAUAAGCAAAAUGACUGUUGUCCCAUGGAUGCCAACUGUAGUAUUUCAAAUCCACAGUCUUUGCAGUUUGAUGGAGAACACAUUCUUCAGGAACGAACGUCUCUUAAAGAAGAGUUUCCUCCAUCUCCCUCUGACCAUCAAAGCAUUUUAGUUUCCUUAUCAUCGCGGUGUGUUUGGAAGGGAACUGUCUGUGAAAGGUCCCAUCUAUUUCGUAUUAAAUACUAUGGAAACUUUGACAAGCCACUGGGCCGAUUUCUGCGGGAUCAUUUAUUUGAUCAAAGUUAUAGAUGCCGCUCAUGUGAGAUGCCCUCGGAAGCUCAUGUUCAGUGUUAUACUCAUCGACAAGGUACCCUUACAAUUUCAGUUAAGAAACUGCCAGAAAUUUUAUUGCUGGGCGAAAGGGAAGGAAAGAUUUGGAUGUGGCACAGGUGCUUGAGGUGUCCACGUGCUAAUGGCUUCCCCCCAGCAACUCGAAGAGUUCUGAUGUCUGAUGCUGCUUGGGGGUUGUCCUUUGGGAAGUUUUUAGAGCUAAGCUUUUCAAAUCAUGCAGCUGCUAGCAGGGUGGCAAGUUGUGGCCAUUCUUUACAUAGAGACUGUCUUCGGUUUUAUGGAUUUGGUAAGAUGGUUGCUUGCUUUCGUUACGCAUCAAUUGAUGUUCACUCAGUCUACCUUCCUCCCGCCAAACUUAAUUUCAACCUUGAGAGUCAAGAGUGGAUACAGAAAGAACUGAAUGAGGUAGCUGGCCGGGCUAAGCUUUUGUUCUCUGAAGUGCAAAAUGCUCUUUGCCAUUUGGUAGAGAAGAAAUCUGGGUCAGAUUUACUUAAUAGUGGCAUGAAAGUACCUGAAUCAAGUUGUCAGCUAGCAGAUUUGGAAGGGGUGUUGCAGAAAGAGAAAGCUGAGUUUGAGGAGGCACUCCAGAGAAUUUUAAAUAAAGAGGCCAAAAAGGGCCAACCAGCCAUCGAUAUUCUUGAGCUCAAUCGACUGCGAAGACAGCUUGUCUUCCAAUCUUAUAUGUGGGACCACCGCCUCAUAUAUGCAGCCAGUUCAGAUGACAAGAACCAACAGGAUGAUGCCUUCAAUACAGAACCCGUUGAGAAACCCCCUCCCCCUUGGGUUGAUGGGAAUCUUGUCGGUUCCAAUGUUUCAGUUAAGACAUGUGACGAUUCUGAUGUUGUUCUUUCAGAUGCGAAACAUGGAAAAAACCAAGAUCUAGGGUCAAGAGAUAGCUACAAGAACUAUUAUAAAGUUUGUGGUCAAAGAACUGAUGUAGUUACUAACUUUAAUCAUGAAACUGAAAACCCAUUAACAUCCUUUGCCGGGACAAAGGCCUAUGAUAAAUCCAACCUUCUGGAAUCGGAUGCUACUGUUCGUAGAGCCCUCUCUGAUGAGCAAUUCCCUACUGUGGCAAGUUUAUCAGAUACCCUUGAUGCAGCUUGGACCGGUGAAAAUCACACAGGGAUUGGAUUCCCCAAGAAUAAUACUAUUUCUGAAUUAGUUGAUGCAGAUUCUUCAACCUCCAUUGGAGUGGGAGAAAAACUGGAUGUCGGAGACCAUGGAGAGGAUUUGAACUGGUCUAAGGUGUCUCCUUCACCUCCUGUGUUAUCUGCCAAGGGCUCUGAUACUAUGGAAGAUAGUAUGAGCUGGUUAAGUAUGCCGUUUAUAAGCUUCUAUCGGUCAUUAAACAAAAACUUUUCAGGGGCUGCUCAGAAACUGGACACACUUAGUGAUUACAAUCCAGUCUAUAUAUCAUCAUUUAGAGAGUUGGAACUCCGAGGUGGGGCUAGCUUACUCUUGCCUGUAGGAGUUAAUGAUACUGUUAUUUCAGUGUAUGAUGAUGAGCCCACGAGUAUUAUAUCUUAUGCACUUGUUUCUCCUGAUUAUCUUUUCCAAGUGUCUGAUGAUCUUGAGAGACCAAAGGACACUACAAACUCAAUGGUUGGUAUGCAGUCCCUUGAUUCUGCUAAUUUCCAGUCCUUCUCUUCUAUUGAUGAUAUAACACUGGAAUCCUAUAAAAGUUUCGGUUCUGGAGAUGAAAGCAUCUUAUCUCUGUCUAGUUCUCGUAGUUCCUUGCCUUUGGAUCCCCUCUCAUAUACAAAAGCUUUGCAUGCCAAGGUAUCUUUUGAGGGUGAAGGACCCCUUGGGAAAGUGAAAUAUACAGUUACUUGUUACUAUGCAAAGCGUUUUGAAGCCUUGAGGAGGAUUUGCUGUCCAUCUGAGGUGGAUUUCAUUAGGUCUCUUAGCCGGUGUAAGAAGUGGGGAGCACAAGGAGGCAAGAGCAAUGUCUUUUUUGCAAAAACCAUGGAUGAACGAUUUAUUAUUAAGCAAGUGACAAAGACUGAGCUGGAAUCAUUCAUCAAGUUUGCCCCUGGGUAUUUUAAAUAUCUUUCUGAGUCAAUUGACUCUCAUAGUCCAACAUGCCUGGCCAAGAUCCUAGGAAUGUAUCAGGUAAUGUCCAAACAUCUUAAAGGAGGGAAGGAAUCAAAAAUGGAUGUACUUGUUAUGGAGAAUCUUCUGUUUGGAAGAAAUCUGACUCGGCUUUAUGAUCUCAAAGGAUCCUCGAGAUCUCGGUAUAAUCCUAAUUCUAGUGGAAGUAAUAAGGUUUUGCUGGAUCAGAACUUGAUCGAAGCAAUGCCUACGUCACCCAUUUUUGUUGGAAAUAAAGCGAAGAGAUUUUUGGAAAGAGCAGUCUGGAAUGAUACUGCUUUUCUUGCUUCAAUAGAUGUAAUGGAUUAUUCGCUACUGGUUGGGGUCGAUGAAGAGAAGAAUGAACUUGUUCUUGGGAUUAUUGACUUCAUGAGACAGUAUACGUGGGACAAGCACCUCGAGACAUGGGUGAAGGCAUCGGGCAUCCUUGGUGGACCCAAAGAUGCUUCACCGACAGUAAUUUCCCCAAAGCAGUACAAAAAGAGGUUCAGGAAAGCGAUGACUGCCUAUUUUCUGAUGGUUCCAGAUCAAUGGUCACCUCCCACAGUAGCUCCUAGCAAGUCUCAGACGGAUCUAUGUGAAGAGAAUGCAUACUCUGCUGAGUAAUUCCCUCCUAGGUUAUCAAUGUUUUUGCAAUUCUUUUUAAUUUUUCACUCAAAUUCUAUUGGAAGAAGCCUUAUCCUUUUGGAUUCUCUUUUCAAUGAGUAUUCAUAUGGUCAGAAGAUAGAAAACAAUGCUGUUAUUGCCAUUGAAAUUAAAAUUAUACCUACCCAGAAA
Messenger RNA from Olea europaea var. sylvestris, 6494 nucleotides. RefSeq names its product 1-phosphatidylinositol-3-phosphate 5-kinase FAB1B-like. The record is from RefSeq and is a predicted model, not a curated record. Lineage: Eukaryota; Viridiplantae; Streptophyta; Magnoliopsida; Lamiales; Oleaceae. Bases 825 to 6323 code for a protein of 1832 amino acids. Gene Ontology annotation, molecular function: 1-phosphatidylinositol-3-phosphate 5-kinase activity; metal ion binding; ATP binding. Gene Ontology annotation, cellular component: endosome membrane. Gene Ontology annotation, biological process: phosphatidylinositol phosphate biosynthetic process. The transcript is spliced from 13 exons.